Molecule: messenger RNA, 1152 nt
Organism: Lucilia sericata (common green bottle fly)
Lineage: Eukaryota; Metazoa; Arthropoda; Insecta; Diptera; Calliphoridae
Exons: 5
Coding region: 1-1137 (378 amino acids)
Source: RefSeq, a predicted model, not a curated record
AUGACAACGUCACAAACUGAAAUCACACAAAUUCAAAUAAUACAACUGCCGGUUCAAGUAUUAGCAAUAAUGCAGGAGGAGCAUCUAAAACUACUAAUAGCAACAAUUGGUUCACAACAUAAUAUUGCAACAAUCAGUGAAGUGGGAAAACGUAAAAAACUAAAAUCACGCAAUACUGCAGCAACUACAACAGCACUACCUACAACUAUAUUACCACCAACUAUUGGCAGUGGUAAUAGCGGCUAUUCAAAAGAUCAUUUGGAUGCCUGGCUAGAAACUUGUCUAAAGGAUGCCUCAACAGCACAAUUAUCAUCUUCAUCGGAAUUUCUCGAUUAUAAUCCCACUAAUAACAAUAUGAUGACAGCAAAUGCUGCAACUUCUGCAGCAGCAGCUGCAGCAAUGUCUGUUAAUAAUUUGAAUCAUAAAAAUAUGUUUUCAAUGCCAACAUCAUCAUCGGCGCAACAACAACAACAGCCUCCAGUACUUUUUAAUAUGGCCAAUUUAAAUCAACACCAACAGUCGCAACAACAACAACAGCAAUUUGCAAUGAGAACAAAUCCCAUGAACAAUGGUAGCAACAACAUGCCAAAUAACAAUAGUUUUAAUAAUCUUCCCUUCAGUCAAGGUUUUCAAAGAAACAUGCCAAAUUUUAUGAAACAUUCUUCAAAUUCCUUUAAUAAUCGCUAUUCCAUGAUGUUUCCACCAGUUGGUGGUGGUUAUUAUCAACAAAAUGAUGGGUCACAAGAUUUUGCCAGUUUACCGCCCAUGGUCAAUAUUAUGGGCGGCAGUGGUGGUACAUCAUCCGAACAUGAAAACAAUUCUACUGAUGUUUUAGACGGCAGCGGUAGUAAUCCCAAUAUUAGUCGAGGUUUCAGAUUUAGUGAUCCUUGUUUAUUGAAUCCCUCGGAUAAUGAUUCGAAAUUAAGUGGCCAAAAUACACCAGAUCGUCGUAAUAAUUUACCCAAUGACAUGGAUCAAAAUAAUAAAUUCUUUAAUAUUUUAAUGGAACAAAUCCAAUUGUUACAUGAAACGAAUACGAAAAUAUGUCGAGAUUUGCAUGAAGCUAAAGGUAAGUUGAAAGGAGGUGAAGGAAAUUUGAUAGAUUACCUUUUGUAUAUGUAUUUUUUUUUUAAAUAAGUGUGAUUUUAAAAA